AUCUCUACUCCCUAGCAUACUUGCUUUAUAAGAGCGCGGGCACAGAAGCACGAGGGCUUGGGCGCUCUUGUGUUGGACACGCCCUCGUAUUUUGUACGUCACUAAUACGAACCAACCCCCAACUCUCCGUCCUGCGGCGAAGCGGCAGCAUCACUGGGGCAGACAGAAGCUGAGAGGAUGGGUUUGUUGUCUAUACUACGUAAGUUGAAGAAUGCUCCAGAUCAGGAAGUAAGAAUUCUUCUCCUGGGGUUGGACAAUGCUGGGAAGACUACUCUUCUAAAACAGCUGGCUUCAGAGGACAUCAGUCACAUCACUCCAACACAGGGAUUUAACAUUAAGAGUGUCCAGUCACAGGGUUUCAAAUUAAAUCUCUGGGACAUUGGGGGCCAGAGAAAGAUCCGGCCUUACUGGAGAAAUUACUUUGAAAACACAGAUGUACUUAUUUACGUAAUUGACAGUGCAGACAGGAAGAGGUUUGAAGAAACGGGGCAGGAAUUAGCUGAAUUGCUAGAUGAGGAAAAGCUCAGUGGUGUUCCAGUCCUCAUUUUUGCUAACAAGCAAGACCUAUUAACAGCUGCUCCUGCCACUGAAAUCGCAGAGGGGCUGAACUUGCACACUAUUCGGGACCGCAUGUGGCAGAUUCAGUCUUGUUCUGCUCUCAGUGGGGAAGGUGUCCAGGAUGGAAUGAACUGGGUGUGCAAAAAUAUGAAUGCAAAAAAGAAAUAAGUUUUUACACAACAAAAACUUCUUUGGAUACAAGCUAUUGAAGAACAAAUACACAUGUGACAUAUGGACCAAAGGAAGCAGUACCUUUGCUUGUGUGAAUCUUUUCAAUGUGUUAACCACACAGCUAAAGUACCUAAAAUAGAAUUCUUUCAGAGGUAUCGGGAUCAGGAAUCUAUUAAAUCUACUCUUAUGGAUUUGUAGAAAAAAAAGUUCAAUUAUUCUUAACCGUCAAAGUAAAAAUGGAUCUCGGCCAUCUGCAAUACUUCAGUGCGUCUUAGGUCGUUAAAGAGCCUUCCUGGUUAACACUGGAGUCUUAAGAUUUGCAAAAGGGUCCUCUUCUUUAUAUUAGUAGUUAGGACAGACUCACUGUCACUUAUUGUUUAUUACUUUGGUCAGCCUUGAUGUUGUUUUUAAAGUGCUUUAUAAAUAAAUAAAUAAUAAUUACACUCUGCACCUGCAAUGUUGACAUGUGACGGAGUGGAUGAUUUUCUUCAUCACACGCUGGGGACCCUGGCAUACCCCCCGAGUUACUUUGUGUCUCAUUGGAGUUUGCACAUUCACUCCUUGUUUAUGUGGGUUUCCACUUCGGAUUCACAUGUUAGAUGUCACAGUUUGUGCUGGACAAAUAUUCUUAUGUUAAAUGCUGACUAAGUUGGUGAGAAAACACUAAAACAGUGGAGCAUAUGAGUCCUCUGAUUGCUUUAUUCUGCACAUGCAUUUCUCAUUACAUCUAAUGACGACAUUUCCCAUAAUGCUGUGAUCUUCACAAGAAGUGUCCGAUUAAAAACGAUAACAAUAAUAUUCAAGUGCACCUUAGUAAAGAUCUUCUUUUUCUUUCGGCUGCUCCCGUUUGGGGUUGCCACAGCGGAUCAUCGUCUUCCAUAUCUUUCUGUCCUCUGCAUCUUGUUCCGUUACACCCAUCACCUGCAUGUCCUCUCUCACCACAUCCAUAAACCUUCGCUUAGGCCUUCCUCUUUUCCUCUUCCCUGGCAGCUUUAUCCUUAGCAUCCUUCUCCCAGUAUACCCAGCAUCUCUCCUCUGCACAUGUCCAAACCAACGCAAUCUCGCCUCUCUGACUUUGUCUCCCAACCGUCCAACUUGAGCUGACCCUCUAAUGUACUCAUUUCUAAUCCUGUCCAUCCUCGUCACACCCAAUGCAAAUCUUAGCAUCUUUAAAUAAUGCUGCUAAAAAAAAUUACAAUUAAAAUGUUCUUUUAGCAUUUGGUAUAUUGUGGUCACAUAUUCUUUUCAGGGGCGGCACGGUGGCGCAGUGGUAGCGCUGCUGCCUCGCAGUUAGGAGACCCGGGUUUGCUUCCCGGGUCCUCCCUGCGUGGAGUUUGCAUGUUCUCCCCGUGUCUGCGUGGGUUUCCUCCGGGCGCUCCGGUUUCCUCCCACAGUCCAAAGACAUGCAGGUUAGGUGGGUUGGCGAUUCUAAAUUGGCCCUAGUGUGUGCUUGGUGUUUGUGUGUGUCCUGCGGUGGGUUGGCACCCUGUCUGGGAUUGUUUCCUGCCUUGUGCCCUGUGUUGGCUGGGAUUGGCUCCAGCAGACCCCCGUGACCCUGUGUUCGGAUUCAGCGGGUUGGACAAUGGAUGGAUGGAUAUUCUUUUCAGAUGACUUUAUUCAUAAGUCUUAUACAUUUUAAAGAUCAAAUUAUGUGCUUUCUUGAAUUUUUUGGCAACGUCUUUCAAUAAAUUUGGCCUGAAAACUCAAAUGAAAAUACAAAAAGAUCCAAUAUUUCGAAACUUUGCAAAAUGCUGUAAAUGUUGUGCUUCAUCUUGAAAACUGCAGUGGGAAUGAAAAUUGUCCACGCAAAAGUAUGGCAUCUGGCGUCUUGUUUUUCUUUUUUAGCAACAGUUCAAAGACGUACAAUUCAGUUGAGUUAUGACCCCAAAUUGGCUGAGUUCAGACUGGGUGAGGGUGGCUUGGGGUGGUGGUGUUCCUGUGACAAAGUGGUCUUCAGGGUUGGUUCCAACAUUGUACCCAUUGCUGUCGGUCUAGAUGCCUCAAAGCCCUUGUGCUGAUGGAAUGGAUUCCUAGUCAGUGUUCAUGACUAAGUGUUAGGUAUUUGUUACCUCCUUUGUUGAGAUGUAUUCUAUGCAACAGAUAACGGUAAGUAUGCGGUAGUUGAAACUCUGCAGCUAGGCAGCUACUUUGAAAAGUAAAUUAUGACCAGGGUGUCUUUGGGACACAGUAAUUUGCACUGCUGCUUCAUGGGGUCCAGUAUAUCCUGCGUUGAACUCUCACAUGCGGUCGUUGUCUGAAUUAGUCUUUGUUUGGGUACGCCAUCGAUUCUAAAUUGUUCCCGGGUGAGUGUGGGCGAUUGCGUUAGUGGGUCGUGUGAUGGACUGGUGCCAUGUAAAGCACCAACUCUCUCCUCAUGCUCCAUACUGCCAGAUUAAACUUUGGCACCUCAGGAACCUGAGGAGAAUAAAGUGAAUUUGAUCAUCUCAUGUUAAUUAUGUACAGUAAGAGUGUAAAUGCUUCUUAAUUUAAAAUCUGAUGCAUUAACCUUUUCAGUUUGAGUGGGAUGUGGAAGUAAACAAAUACAGUAUAUUGUCUUUACAUGCAAUAGCAGUCAGUAGCAAAGCACAUUUUUAAUGAUCCAAAAAAAAUGAAAUUAGGCACACAGUAUUUACUUUUCUCAGUCAAGCAGCACAAACACAUGGCUUUAAAUUAGCUAAACACUUCAAACUCUGUAUUGUAUACUUUCAUAGUGUUCACAAUGUGUGUUUCAUGAAUGUAUAUCUACUUCUACUUCUUUCGGCUGAUCCUGUUAGGGGUUGCCACAGCGGAUCAUCUUCUUCCAUAUCGUCUUGUCUUCUGACAAUUUCUGCCAGCACUAUGUUGGCUAACAGUACUGGCGGCUGUCGUUGUUAACCCGGGGCUCGACCGAUCCGGUAAGGAAAUUUGUAUCGUUGUCCGCAUAUUGAUUUGGCAAAAUUUUACACCGGAUGCCCUUCCUGACGAAACCCUCCCCAUUUAUCCGGGCUUGGGACCAGCACGAAGAAACACACUGGUUUGUGCAUCCCCUGUGGCUGGGUUGUUUCAUGAAUGUAUAUAUGCUCUGUAUUUUAUAUACAUGUUGUACUGUAUACGGCAUCAGAAAGAGCAGCCAGUUGUGCAAAUCUUCUGUUUUUACCAUCAACAACUGCAUUAACAACACUUUUUAGAGGGGACGUGAGUGCCGCUCAACUGUUACCUGUGAAUGGACAAAUGAACGUCUGUCAAAACAGCUUGGUUAAGAAAUGCUGGAUUUUAUCACAGGACAUUUUUUAAGAGGUACUGUACAAAUUGGUGACUCGUUGUUUUGUUCACACACGUGUUUGGAUGCAUUUCGUUACGUUUAUUAUGUCUGGAUUCAUUUUACAAAACUUCCUUAUGACAAAAGCAAGUCACUUGUGCACUGCAAGACUGUUAGCCUCUCUGUUCAUGUGAAUGUGUAUAGGAAGUAAAACACAAGCACACCUUAGAUGUAUUUCAGUUUCAAUUUUAUUAGCUUAUUCCAACUAUGUCACUGUAAGUAAUGUAUUAUUAUGUAAAUACUAAUUUCACCAUUUGAUUUGGAAUAAAGCUUCCCAGUGUAAGGCUUUGUGAUAUAAGUCAGUGUUGAUUGCCUUUAAACCUGAUCUUUUCAAAUAUAUUCAAAUGUACUCAUUCACCAUUUCCGUU
Molecule: messenger RNA, 4395 nt
Organism: Erpetoichthys calabaricus (reedfish)
Lineage: Eukaryota; Metazoa; Chordata; Cladistia; Polypteriformes; Polypteridae
Gene: arl3b
Product: ADP ribosylation factor like GTPase 3b
Exons: 6
Coding region: 178-726 (182 amino acids)
Biological process (GO): cilium assembly
Cellular component (GO): cytoplasm; microtubule cytoskeleton
Molecular function (GO): GTPase activity; GTP binding
Source: RefSeq, a predicted model, not a curated record